CUUCGACGUGGAGAAUGGCUCGUCCCCAAGUCGCAGCCCGCUGGACCCGCAGGCCAGCUCCUCCUCGGGACUGGUGCUGCACACCACCUUCCCGGGCCACAGCCAGCGCAGGGAGUCCUUCCUCUACCGCUCCGACAGCGACUACGACCUGUCACCAAAGACCAUGUCCAGGAACUCUUCUCUCCCAAGCGAACAGCACGGAGACGACCUGAUUGUCACACCUUUUGCCCAGGUGCUGGCCAGUCUACGAAGCGUGAGGAACAACUUCACACUCCUCACCAAUUUGCACGGCACCUCCAACAAGAGAUCUCCCGCCACGAGCCAGCCGCCUGUCUCCAGGGUUAACCUGCAAG
This is a messenger RNA of Mesitornis unicolor (brown roatelo), 353 nucleotides long. Its product is annotated as cAMP-specific 3',5'-cyclic phosphodiesterase 4B-like. Lineage: Eukaryota; Metazoa; Chordata; Aves; Mesitornithiformes; Mesitornithidae. The record is from RefSeq and is a predicted model, not a curated record. The transcript has 4 exons. The annotation marks the transcript as partial.